AUGAUUCUCGCUUUGGGCGCUGUUCUCACGAACGACAUUACAAAUAUGCGAGAGGCCCUGGGUUCAAUUCCCAGCUCGCCCCUUUUUUUUAUUAUUGCAAACUCGAUUCUUCAAAGGAAAUCACGGCCCUACAGUGUGCACCAAUACAAGUGA
Messenger RNA from Priceomyces carsonii, 153 nucleotides. RefSeq lists its product as uncharacterized. The transcript has a single exon. The record is from RefSeq and is a predicted model, not a curated record. NCBI's taxonomy places the organism in Eukaryota, Fungi, Ascomycota, Pichiomycetes, Serinales, Debaryomycetaceae. Bases 1 to 153 code for a protein of 50 amino acids.